This is a messenger RNA of Phalaenopsis equestris, 832 nucleotides long. Its product is annotated as UDP-glucose 6-dehydrogenase 4-like. Gene Ontology annotation, cellular component: nucleus; cytosol. The annotation marks the transcript as partial. The transcript has a single exon. Gene Ontology annotation, biological process: glycosaminoglycan biosynthetic process. NCBI's taxonomy places the organism in Eukaryota, Viridiplantae, Streptophyta, Magnoliopsida, Asparagales, Orchidaceae. The record is from RefSeq and is a predicted model, not a curated record. Gene Ontology annotation, molecular function: NAD binding; UDP-glucose 6-dehydrogenase activity.
GGUUUUGCGGUAGGGAAGGACUCGAGGAUCGGACCCAAGUUUCUGAACGCUAGUGUUGGUUUUGGCGGCUCAUGCUUCCAAAAAGAUAUUCUAAAUCUUGUCUACAUCUGCGAGUGCAACGGUCUUUCUGAGGUUGCCGACUACUGGAAGCAGGUGAUUAAGAUCAAUGACUACCAGAAGAGCAGAUUUGUGAACCGGGUAGUCUCCUCCAUGUUCAACACUGUUUCUGGAAAGAAAAUUGCAGUGCUAGGUUUCGCAUUCAAGAAAGACACCGGCGAUACGAGGGAGACUCCGGCGAUCGAUGUCUGCAAAGGUUUGCUGGGCGAUAAGGCGGCGAUCAGUAUCUAUGAUCCCCAGGUGACGGAGGAUCAGAUUCGGCGCGAUCUUGUGAUGAACAAGUUCGAUUGGGACCAUCCGAUUCACCUUCAGCCAAUGAGCCCGACUUCUUUCAGAGAUGUGGUUGUGGCGUGGGAUGCGUAUGAAGCUACGAAGGGAGCCCAUGGAGUGUGUAUCUUGACGGAGUGGGAUGAGUUCAAAAAGUUGGAUUUUCAGAGGAUUUACGAGGGAAUGCAUAAGCCGGCUUUUUUGUUCGACGGACGCAAUGUGGUGGAUGUGGAGAAGCUUAGGGCUAUUGGCUUCAUUGUGUACGCAAUUGGCAAGCCUCUGGAUCGUUGGCUCAAGGAUAUGCCUGCUGUGGCCUGAUGUCAGAGAAUUAGGAGGAAGGGGGAAGCAUUGGAAGGAUAAACAAAUUGGAUUCAAUAUUUUUCUUUAUACUUUGUUGUUUUGAUGAUCUCAUAGAAAUUGGUUUGUCUUUUUUUGCUUUUGAUUACAA